Messenger RNA from Chelonoidis abingdonii (Abingdon island giant tortoise), 1768 nucleotides. The record is from RefSeq and is a predicted model, not a curated record. Lineage: Eukaryota; Metazoa; Chordata; Testudines; Testudinidae.
AAGCUUCAGAAGGGAACCCCCAGUUGCUGACCAAGGCUGAAGAAUAUGUAGAAGUGAAACUAACCAUUUUCAUUCUCCCCCUGGCAGGCAAGCCAUGGCAGCCCCCGAUCUUGUGAGUGUUUGCAAAAGAAGUUCUUGUUCCAUCUGCCUGGAUUAUUUACUGACCGUGUCUAUCGAUUGUGGGCACAACUUACUGCCGCGACUGCAUCAGCACGUGCUACAAAAAGAAGAUCAGUAGGCCAAACUCUCCGCCCUCAGUGCAGACGGCACGAGCCCUGAAAGGAAAUUCAGUGCCCAGCCGGGAGUUAGCAAACUGUGGCUGAAAUAGCCAACACGGCUGAGUGGCCAAGGCUGCUCACCGGGGCAGGAAGAGAGAGGGUGUGUGAACCCCACCAGGAGGGUCUGAAACUGUUCUGCGCAGGAGGAUCAAACCCCCAUCUGUCUGAUCUGCAGAAGAGUCACGGGGCUCAUCGCGCUCACACUGUGGCUUUCCCAUAGAGGAAGUAUCACAGGAUUACAAGGAACAAUUCCAGACCUGACUGCAGGCUCUGAAGGAAGAGAAGAGAAAAGCUCCUGGGAUUGAAACUGACCAGAGGAAGGAGAAGCCCAGAGUACCUGCGUGGAGAUCUCACCCACUCAGAUGAGCAUACGGGGUCCACGCGCCAAACGCUCUCCUGCCUGGAGUAGGCAAGAGGUGUUGGAUCUCCUUGGCCUGUGGGGAGAAGAGCCUGUGCAGGCACAGCUCCAGUCCAGCCGUAGAAAUGCAGAUGUCUAUGAGAAGAUCUCUCAGGGCAUGGUGGCGAAGGGCUACCAGAGGGACCUGCUGCAGUGUCGCGUGAAAGCAAAGGAGCUGCGGCUCGCGUACCAGAAGGCAAGGGAGGUGAACGGUCGCUCUGGUGCAGCACUGCAGACGUGCCCCUUUUACAAAGAGCUGCAUGCUAUCCUCUGCAAUGACCCCACCCCCAAGAGCCGCCUGGAGGAGUCGGAGUCCCAGGGCACCGCAGGCAGUGGUGCGUCGGAGCUGCUGGAUGAGGAAGAGGAGGAGACGAAUAAGAGACAGGCGAGCGGAGGGUCCGUUGUCCUGGGGGGACAGGAGCUGUUUGUAACCCCGGAGCCAUCCAGCCAGUUGCAGCACGGCAGCAUGGCUGACCGUGAUGCUGGGGAGGGUACCUCUGCCAGGAGCGCAGCCUGGGGCUCUCCCUCCACGCCGUCGGCGGGGCUCUUCCAGAUAAGACGAAGGUCAAAGAGAACAUGUGAUGAUGCGCCACAUGAGACAAUGAACGCCUCUGGGAGGGCGGACACCGAGCCGAGGACCGCUGUCUUGGAAAAAAUGGACAUUAUGAGCAGGGCGCAAGCCAAGGAGACUGAGCGUCGCAUGCAGCAGGAGGUGCUGGGGAUUCUGAAGGAACAAACAGACAUUUUGAGGCGUCUGCUUGACCUUCAGGAGCGAUACUUUAAGUCUCGACUCCCACUGCAGCACAUCCAGAACAGCACUCUAACAUCGCCCUACUUCCCCUCCCCUCCUCGCACACAUUCCACUUGGCGGAGGGACCCGAUGCAGUAUCCCUUCUGCUCAGUCCCCGGGGAGGGUGCAUGGAAUCCCAGCCGCCCAUUCACUGACGUGUGACAGGCCGGGCCCCUGCACCUUUAAACAGAAGGUGAAUGUGCAUUCCCCCUCGCAGUUGUAUAUUCCCCUGGGGUUUCCAGGUUUUACCUCCCUGGCACGUAUUUCUGUUUCUGUGUGAAAUAAAAGUCCAUUUCUUGAAAA